CAACACAUUCAUCAAAGGUCGACACAUUCCAUAGUCUUCGCUCAUCACCACCUUCUACACAACAGUGACAAAUGCCGCCCUCCCUGCGCAUCCUCCUGCCGCUGCUCCUCGCCGCCCACGCCAGUUCAGCUCUCGCGUUCGAGCUCGAGGAGGCCACCAUCGAAUCCAUCCACCACGCCUUCGCCAACGGCGCACUCACCUCGCGUGGCCUCGUCGAACUCUACCUUCGCAGCAUCGCGUCCCUCGACCCCGCCCUCCACGCCGUCAUCGAGCUCGAUGCCGACGGCGCUCUCGCCGCAGCUGACCGCGCCGACGCAGCUCGCCUCUCGCGCGCUGGCUCCGGGGCGCUCCCGCCGCUCCAUGGCAUCCCCGUCCUGAUUAAGGACAACAUCGCCGCGGCCGGCGAUGGAGGAGGGUUGCUAAACGCGACGGCCGGGUCGCUCGCCCUGGUCGGGUCGCGCUCCGCGCGCGACGCGGGCGUGGUGGAGCGGCUCCGGCUCGCCGGCGCGGUGGUCCUUGGCACUGCCAGCCUCAGCGAGUGGUGCAAUUUCCGCGCCCCCGGCAUCCCCGCCGGCUGGAGCCCCCGCGGUGGCCAAGGCCUGAAUCCUUAUGUGCCGUCAGCAACAACUUGUUCGUCGAGCAGCGGCUCCGCAAUUGCGGCGGCGGCGAAUAUGGUAGCGGUGACGAUUGGGACGGAGACGGAUGGGUCCAUCAUGUGCCCGUCCAGCUUCAACUCUGUCGUUGGGAUUAAGCCGACGGUUGGUCUCACAAGCCGCGCCGGCGUCAUCAUCAUAUCCCCGAGGAUGGACACAGUUGGGCCAAUCUGUAGAACAGUUUCAGAUGCUGUUCAUGUGUUGGAAGCUAUUGUUGGUCAUGAUCCAUCAGACGCAGAGGCAACUCGCAUGGCGUCUCAUUAUAUCCCAGAAGGUGGUUACAAGCAAUUCUUGAACAUAGAUGGUCUAAGAAGCAAGAGGCUUGGAAUUCUCAGGAAGGAUUUCUUCCGGUUCCCCUCGGGCUCUGUCCAAGAAAAGGUGUUUGAGGAGCACUUUAACACUAUGAGGCAAAUGGGGGCCAUCUUGGUGGACAAUCUUGAGAUACCAAGUAUGAAUGUCAUCAAUGAUGCGGUACAAAGCGGUGAACGUGCUCUUAUGCUGGCCGAGUUCAAGCUGUCCCUCAACUCUUACUUGUCUGAACUGGCUAUCUCGCCUGUUAGAUCAUUAUCAGAGAUAAUUGACUUCAACAACAAGCACCCUAUCGAGGAAAGGAUGGCUGAAUUUGGCCAGAGUUACCUUCUGCAGUCUGAAGCGACGAAUGGCAUAGGCCCAAUUGAGGUGCGUGCCAUUGCUAAACUGAACAAACUGUGCAAAAGAGGCCUUGAGAAAAUAAUGCAAGUUAAUCAACUGGACGCAAUCAUUGCACCUGGUGCAUCAGCUCAUAGCCUGCUCGCAAUCGGCGGCUAUCCAGCAAUCACUGUCCCAGCUGGAUAUGCAUCGAAUGGUGUUCCUUUUGCAAUCUGCUUUGGAGGCUUGAAAGGAUCAGAGCCAAAGCUUAUUGAGAUUGCUUAUUCAUUUGAGCAAGCAACAAAAGUAAGGAGACCUCCAGUAUUGCAGCAUUCUGUCAUCUGACUGUAGCUUCAGAAAAGAAUCAGCUCAUUUUGUUUUGGCCAAUUUCUACCAAUUUGAAGUUCAGUAGAGAGAUGCUCCUUCCGGGCGUAUUUAACUGGUUAAGACAGACUUUGAACAACAAUUUAUGUGACAUAAAAUUGAUGUCGUUAGUUUCGUAUUAAAAUAAAUUAUUUAUAAUUGUUAUUUGGCGUCAGGUAAACCACAUUUAAACUGAGUAAUUGUUGCUCAAAUGCU
Molecule: messenger RNA, 1859 nt
Organism: Brachypodium distachyon (stiff brome)
Lineage: Eukaryota; Viridiplantae; Streptophyta; Magnoliopsida; Poales; Poaceae
Product: probable amidase At4g34880
Exons: 5
Coding region: 72-1625 (517 amino acids)
Source: RefSeq, a predicted model, not a curated record